UCUCUGCGUUAGAGUCUGCCACACGGUGGAGCAAAGCUUAACCAAACUUUCCCUGUAACAUUUGACAACACCCCAAUCCCCUUAAGAACCGACAAAAAAGUUUGACAUUUCCCACCUUAAGGCAUUUAUCAUCUCCAAUCGCCAGUUUGGCUCCACUUUUACUACUUGACAUUUUAUUUUUUUUUACGCAACAAGUCUGUUCCCUUCUUUUCCCACACUGAGAGCAAACCAGAAAUGCCGUCGCCACAUUAGUCGCCGUGGCCGCCCGGUGUGCCGCCGCAGUGACUCGGGCUGCCAUGCUCGUGUCUAACGCGAGCCUGAGCGGCUGCGCGGAGUUCAACAGCGCCCUGUGCGCCGGAGCCGGAGAAUGGCACCCGGGGGGCGGUACGCUCCGGACCACCCUAAGCCCAACGGGGCACCUCGUCGUGGCCGUGUGCCUCGGCUUCAUCGGUGCGUUCGGACUGCUGAACAACCUUCUGGUGCUGGUUCUGUUCUGCCGCUACCAGAUGUUGCGCUCCCCCAUUAAUCUGCUGCUCAUCAACAUCUCCAUCAGCGACCUGCUGGUGUGCGUCCUCGGGACUCCGUUCAGCUUUGCUGCCAGCACGCAGGGACGCUGGCUCAUAGGAGAGAAGGGCUGCGUGUGGUACGGCUUUGCCAACUCCCUUUGCGGAAUUGUGUCCCUGAUCUCCUUGGCUGUCCUCUCGUAUGAACGCUACAGCACCAUGAUAACCCCCACUAAGGCCGACUCAUCCAACUACCGCAAGAUCUCCCUGGGCAUCCUUCUUUCUUGGGUCUACUCCCUGUUGUGGACCCUUCCGCCUCUCUUUGGCUGGAGCCACUAUGGCCCAGAGGGUCCUGGGACCACCUGCUCUGUUGACUGGACAGCUAAGACAGCAAAUAACAUAUCUUACAUCAUCUGCCUGUUUGUGUUCUGCCUCAUCGGGCCCUUUCUGGUGAUCGUCUUCUGCUAUGGAAAACUGUGGUGCGCCAUUAAACAGGUGAGCGGGAUCAAUACAUCACUUAGCAAGAAGCGUGAGCAGCGGGUCUUGUUCAUGGUAGUGAUCAUGGUGAUCUGUUACCUACUGUGUUGGCUGCCAUAUGGGAUCAUGGCCUUGUUGGCUACCUUCGGGCCGCCUGGCCUUGUCACACCUGAAGCAAGCAUCAUUCCCUCAGUUCUGGCCAAGACGAGUACAGUUAUCAACCCGGUCAUCUAUGUCUUCAUGAAUAAACAGUUUUAUAGGUGUUUCCAAGCCCUGCUACACUGUGAAGCUCCUCGUGGAAGCUCCAGCAUGAAGAGCUCCUCCAAGGCUGCUACCAAGGCUAUGAAGGGGGUAGCAGUGACCGGCCCUCGUCGAACCAACGAUUUGUUAUUUAUGGUUGCCUCUCUGGGUCAACCUGCCGCUACAGUUCCCCAGCUGGGGCCGUCCUGUGAACCAACCAUUGAUCUCACCAAGGCACCAUCUUCUGACAACCAACCUGUGGUUGUGGUAUCACUAGUGGCCCAAUUUGAUGGCUAAUGAGUGGAUAAUGCUGUGAAAUCUCCAAAUCCUUGCCCUGAUAGUCUUUAAUGAUAAAGGAGGAGGUGUGUCAGAGCUCAGCGAGCAGCAGCUUCCUUCUGCAGGGGGAUUUAAAGCAGCUCUGACGUCAUCGCUGAAUUGGUCCUGGUGUCAGACUGAGAACAAAGGGAAACCGUGAAAUGCCUCUGGACAACAUGAGCAAAAAUCUACAGCAGUGAACAAUGAACACCUUGGAGCCUGUGUUUAUCUGCAAAAAAUAGGAGUUUUAAACAUUUUUUAUUUUGAUGAAGCACUGUUAUAAAAAAAGGAAAAUAUCUGAAUCAUUUCAAGGGCCUAAUGUGUUUUGUAGCUGAAGAAGGACUGAGUUAUAUUUUUAUAUCGAUUUGUUAGUGACAGCAAUUCAAGUGCAGUAAAGAAACUUUGGUUAAUUAUGACCCAAAGUCUUUUAAGGUUUUGUUACUAAAGGUAAGUCUUUGACAAAAAGAUUGAGGCACAAGAAACACUGUAAAUAUUACUUUAGAUCUUUAAUCUUCUUUAUUUUCUUGCCAUUUUAUUUUUAGAAAUACAGCCUGCAUCAAACUGAACCUUAUUUAAAUUAGGGACUUUUAUAUGUAGCAUUGCUUUUGUAGCAUGCUUAGGACUUUGGAGUUCCUGUGAAGUGACAUGGCUAUCAGUAAUAAUCAUGCAUCCAAGCCAUUACAGUGUAUUGCAUAUUAGUUGAAGCAUUGGUUGAAUAAAGUUUCGUAAUUAGGGGAGUGGCAGCCUACUGGUUAGGGCAUUGCGUUUGAA
This is a messenger RNA of Cyprinodon variegatus (sheepshead minnow), 2306 nucleotides long. RefSeq names its product vertebrate ancient opsin-like. The record is from RefSeq and is a predicted model, not a curated record. Gene Ontology annotation, biological process: G protein-coupled receptor signaling pathway; visual perception. Lineage: Eukaryota; Metazoa; Chordata; Actinopteri; Cyprinodontiformes; Cyprinodontidae. Gene Ontology annotation, cellular component: membrane; photoreceptor outer segment. Bases 297 to 1517 code for a protein of 406 amino acids. Gene Ontology annotation, molecular function: G protein-coupled receptor activity. The transcript has 4 exons.